Calidris pugnax (ruff) is the source of this 2230-nucleotide messenger RNA. It is a transcript of the gene FAM117A, whose product is annotated as family with sequence similarity 117 member A. The record is from RefSeq and is a predicted model, not a curated record. The coding region runs from base 399 to 1670 and encodes 423 amino acids. NCBI's taxonomy places the organism in Eukaryota, Metazoa, Chordata, Aves, Charadriiformes, Scolopacidae. The transcript has 11 exons.
GGGGCUGCCAUCUUGGAUUCGGACAGGUAUCCCGGCGGCGCCGCUGACAGUGAAGCUGCCGGCGGCCAUCUUGGAUUUGGGCUGAGGGUUGGGGCGGCGGCGGCCAUCUUGGGUCCGGGUGUGAAGUCAGUGCAUCCAGUCUCCUGUGAAAUGCUGGAAGGCAAACCUUCUGAAGAAGUCAAGAUGAAAUACCUCUGCUUUUGCCCAAGUAGAGAGGAAUGGGAAGCAGUAUGUGUGGUAUCAUCUCAGUCCAGCUCUGGAGGCUAGAGUUACAGAAGGCCUAGGAUAAUAAUAACAUGCUGCAAAUAUCCAGAGCACUGUUAUGUGAAGAUCCAGGAUGAUGACUCCUUUUACUUUCACGUCUUCAGAAGGAGAAGCUAGAGGGUCACAGCAGUGGAAUGAUCAGAUGGCUCUUGCAGUGGGUGGAAGGAACCCAAGCAACAGCGGAGGAUGUUGCAGCGAGCGUUCCCUGUGCUGCUGCGGUGGAGAAGACCUGCCGGCCCCGGCAGCCCCGGGUGCGACGCACCUCGUCGCUGGACACCAUCGUGGGCUCCUACCUGUUGGGACAGUGGCCAAGGGACACCGAAGGAGCUCCCACCUCGUGCAUGAGUGACAAAGCCACCCAGCCGUGUUUCUCAUCACUUCAGACUCCAGUGUCCUGGCCCGACGCGGAAGCCGGGAGAGGCAGCUCCAGUGCUCACAAACGUUCUGCUUCUUGGGGUAGCACAGAUCACCGCAGAGAGAUUGCCAAACUGAAGCAGCAGCUCCAGCGAACAAAGCUCAAUGGCAGAAGUGGGAAAGAAAAGGAGAAGAACUCCCCGCUGCAGGGGGACCACGCUGUCCUCGGAUCGCUCAGGGACUCUCCUUCAGGCUUCCUUUCUCCAUCUCCCAUGCUGAGGCUCAGCCCCUGCUUGCACCGGAGCCUGGAAGGGCUGAACCAGGAGCUGGAGGAAGUGUUUGUGAAGGAACAGGGGGAUGAAGAGCUGCUGCGGAUACUGGAUGUCCCGGACGGGCACAGGGCCCCAGCACCGGCCCAGAGGGGCUCUGGAGACACAUCCCUGACCCUGGAGCCCAGCAGCAGCUGCAGCAGCCUCUCUCUCUCCCCUUCCCCCUCCGUGUCUCUCCGCCUUUCUCCGCACACCCCGGUGAGACUGGCAGCAGAAGAGCCCUCCUCUGCGACCGACGAGGCGCAGCCAGAUCCAAUGGAGAAAGAGGAGGGCAGCCCUUCCCCAGUCCUGGCCUUCGCCUCUUCUCCUCGGCCCAACCACAGCUACAUGUUUAAACGGGAGCCUCCUGAGGGGUGUGAGAAGGUCCGGGCCUUUGAAGAAGCUUCCUCCCCUGGCCCCGAGCAGCCCUUUCAGCUUUCCUGCCCUGAUAAGAACAAAGUGCACUUCAACCCCACCGGUUCUGCCUUCUGCCCCGUCAGCCUGGUGAAACCUCUCUUCCCAAACGUGGGUUUCCUCUUCCGGGGCUUCCCAGCUCCUUCCAGCCCCCCAACGGGCACGUUUACGUCCUGCCAGCCCUCGGCCCCGGGCCCCUUCCUUGGGGUGCGGAAAGACGCUGUAGAUGGUUUCGGGGAGGUCCCCAAGUCUCCUUCACUGAACUACGAACACUGGAAACGCGGCCAACCCGAGGAGAGCGUCGUUUUCCACAGCUCCCUGGUGGUGUGAAGCCUCUGGGAAAAGGCAACCGGCGGCGGCUCUGGUUCCUGGGGGUGUCUGUGGUGACGGGGACGGGGGAGCCCGAGGGGGCAGCGCUGGGAUGGAGGGACCCGCAGCCGCCGUCCUGGGCGGGUGACACAAACUGUGAAGGACGCUGCGCCGCGGGACGACUCCUCGCUGCUGGAGAGGCUCAUUUCUCUGAGCCCUCCCCUCUUCAAAGCACUUUCCUGUGUUGAAUUGUCUUUGUUUCCUGUGUGAUUGUUUCGGAGGGGGGGGAACUCCUGUUCCGUGCCUUCCCUGAGGGAGUUGAGCCGGGAGAAUUCAGGUUCUGGCUUCUGUGGCCACCCCUUGCCCCGCGGCUGAGCCCUGGGGAGCGGGAGGGGGACACGGGGACCUGUGGGGGCGGCUGCCCCUUGGAUGGGUCAGAGCAGAAAACCUUCUUUCUGCACUAUGGGGCGGCUCAUCUCCCUGGGGGAGCGGUGGGUCCCUGGCCCUGCCUCCCCGGGACCCCUCGGGAAAGCCUGGAGCGUUGGGAAUGCUGCCCUGAACGGGGCGGGGGGCGCGGGUGU